This is a messenger RNA of Peromyscus eremicus (cactus mouse), 3239 nucleotides long. Its product is annotated as zinc finger protein 479-like. Gene Ontology annotation, molecular function: RNA polymerase II cis-regulatory region sequence-specific DNA binding; DNA-binding transcription factor activity. The record is from RefSeq and is a predicted model, not a curated record. Gene Ontology annotation, biological process: regulation of transcription by RNA polymerase II. NCBI's taxonomy places the organism in Eukaryota, Metazoa, Chordata, Mammalia, Rodentia, Cricetidae.
UGGAGCCUGAAGACAUUCCGUCCCCCACCUGAGGCCGCUGAGCUACAGAGUUAAGGAUUUAAACCCAGACCGUCCGGCUUCCCUAACCCUCACCUAGUAGUCCUACCUGUAUUUCAUACCAUGCGGUACUUCACUCUCUCGUCAUGAAGAGGAAGAAGGACACAGAGGUGAAGAGUAAAACCUCAGUUACUAAAGCCACACCUUCACCGAAUCCUGAUCAGACACCAAACCAGCCCUCUGAAAAGAAGCGAAAAAUUCCAACCACCUUGCUGCCAUCCUGGUACAAGGAACCAGUGAUCUUCAAAGAUGUAGCUGUGUACUUCAGCCAGAAAGAGUGGCAGCUACUGGAGCCUGCUCAGAAGGACCUGUACAGGGAUGUGAUGCUGGAGAACUACGAGAACCUGAUCUCUGUGGAGUAUUACAUUUUCAAACCACGGUUGAUCACCAGGUUGGAGCAUGGUGUUGACCUUUUUGCUGAAGAGAACAGUGUUCCCAGAGAACGCCAGCAACGUGAGGCAGGAGUCAGCAGAAGCAACACCUCUGCAGGAAGGAAGACAGUAAAUAACUCAAAGACAGAAAUCCCAAAGCCGGACACUUCUAAGACAACGUCACGGGAGAAGCUGAGAAAAGCAGAUCGAGGGGGUGGUUCCAAGAGUUUGAGGGCAGAAAAGCCUUCCAAACGUGAUGACAGGCCAUCUCAGAACAAGGAGAAGCCACUUCAGAACAAGGAGAAGCCAUCUCAGAGUAAGGAGAAGCCAUCUCAGAACAAGGAGAAGCUAUCUCAGAACAAGGAGAAGCCAUCUCAGAACCGGGAGAAGCCAUCUCAGAACAGGGAGAAGCCAUCUCAGAACAAGGAGAAGCCAUCUCAGAACAAGGAGAAGCCGUCUCAGAACAAGGAGAAAUGUGCUUCAUCUUUGACAAGAGAAGCAGGCAAAGCGGUCACUCCUGGGAAUAAAGAGCGAGACUCUGUGACCCCUGGAACAUCUUCGAGUCAAACAUCAGCAACUACAACACCAAGGAGCACCUCUCAAGAAAAGUCAACUUUGGGGAAAGCCUCUCAUGGAAAAACACAGAAUGCCAGCAACUUCACACAGCCCAAGCUUAAGCCUGCCCGACAAGGUAAGAACCACUUUAAAUGUAAGGAAUGUGGGAAAACCUUCAACCAGACCCUCCACCUUGUGGAGCACGAGAGGAUUCACACAGGAGAGAAACCCCACAAGUGUGACACCUGCGGUAAGUCUUUCAGGCACCUCUCGUACUUCCUUACACACUAUCGGAUUCACACGGGGGUGAGACCUUAUAAGUGUAAGGAGUGUGGCAAAGCCUUCAACAGCAGCUCCACUCUCAACAAUCACCGCAGGAUCCACUCGGGAGAGAAACCCUUCAAAUGUGACGAGUGUGGGAAAACCUUCAAGCAGAGCACAAAGCUCACUCGUCACCAACGGAUCCACACGGGGGAGAAACCCUACAAGUGUGGCGAGUGUGACAAGUGCUUUGGCCGCAGCUCAUCCCUGAGGGAGCACAAGAGGAUCCACACAGGAGAGAAGCCGUACCGCUGUCAGGUGUGUGGGAAAAGCUUCCGGGUCAACUCGCACCUUUCGGAGCAUCAGCGGCUCCAUCUGAAGGUGAAGCCCUACAGGUGUGAUAAGUGUGGCAGGCACUUCCGAAACAGCACUUACUUAUCAGAACAUAAGCAGUCCCAUGUGCCCGGGGCCCGAGUGGACUGCCUAGAAUGUGGGAAGGUCUUCGCUUGCAAGGUAGCCCUUCUCAAGCACCAGAAAAGACAUGACGCGGACUCCAGAUAUCGGUGCAAGGGAUGUGGAAAGACUUUCAGGUGUAAGUCAAGCAUCCAACGGCAUGAGAGGCUUCAUGCUGGGGAGAAGCCUUUUGUGUGCACCAAGUGUGACAAAGGCUUCACUGAUAAAACCACGUUGAAUAAUCACUUGAAAAUCCACUCUGGAGAUAGGCCAGAUCCAUGUGCCCAGUGUGGGAGAACCUUUAAAAAGCUGGCUACCCUGCUGCUUCACCAGAAAAAGCAUGUUAGAAAUAAACCCACCGACAAUGUAUGAAAGACCUUUAGCCGGAGCUCCCCUCUCUGGGUCUUUGGAACAGAGUCGAAAUGAGAGAAACUAUGUACGUGAACAGUUUCUUCAUUUCUUAGUAGUUGUUUUCUUGUAAGCCAGUAGUUGUCCACAAAAGACUGAUUUUAACCCUUCCCCUACUUGGAGCAUUUGUGCAAUAUAAAGAGACUUCUUUGUUGUUAUUAUUAUUCCAACAGACAGGUGCCACUAUAAACCGGCAUCUAUGGAUAGAGGCGAAGGACGCUAUCAAAUAUCCUACAAUGUACCAAACAGACUGCCUUGCCUUCCAAUAACUAAGAAUGACUUGGCCUCUCUCAAGCAAAAGCCAUAUGGGCAUUUGAAUUUGAGAAGGAAUUCAGGUAGAGUGUUUUCUGCCAGCCACUACAAUAACCACUAACUAGGUAUGGCUGUUCAAAUGUCAAGGAAUCAACAUGAAAUAAACAUUUAAAUGCAAUCUCUUGGUUGCAGCAUCAACAUUUCAAGUCCCCAGUGGGCUGGUAGCUUCUCUGACCACUGAUAUCAUGGUCGGCUAACAUUUUCAACACCACAGAAGAUUCUAUUCAGAACUGGUUUAGAUCCCAGUGAUCGAUAAUUAUCUCAUGAGAUGACUCUGAGAAACUAGCUUCGUGAUAUUGAACUUGUGCCUUUUACAGCGGAAUGUAGCAUUUUGUACGUUUUGUGAAUGUGUUGGAGCCUGUGACGUUUGGAGCACUUUCAGAUCUCCAGUGGGUCAGUGCCCCACCCACAGGACUCCUACCUCUGUGUGUUCAGUGGGUUACUGAUAACACCACUGAUAACUGUGAGCAUAUGUUGAUCACUAUCUACCUAUCAAGUAUGGUGCUGAACUCUAUGUGAAUUAGCAGACCUAAUUCUCAUCAGAGUCCUAUGAGAUAAGAACUGUUGUGUACCUAAUUUUCUGUUGAGAAAACUAAGGCUUUUUUAAGAGUGUCUAUCUCUCCUUUCUUCUCCCCCCCCCCACCUUUUUUUUUUAAGUUACAGGACUCCUACCUCCAUUGUGCCUCAGGCAGAAGGAUCAGUAGGUUGCUAACAGUAUUACUGAUACAUUUGAGUGUUUAUUAAUGUCUUUCUACCUAUCAAGUAUGGUGCUGAAAUCUUUACAUGAACUAUAUCAGUUAAUCAAUCCUACCAGUCAUAUGA